Molecule: messenger RNA, 2429 nt
Organism: Papaver somniferum (opium poppy)
Lineage: Eukaryota; Viridiplantae; Streptophyta; Magnoliopsida; Ranunculales; Papaveraceae
Product: PKS-NRPS hybrid synthetase CHGG_01239-like
Exons: 4
Coding region: 180-2267 (695 amino acids)
Molecular function (GO): zinc ion binding; DNA-binding transcription factor activity, RNA polymerase II-specific
Source: RefSeq, a predicted model, not a curated record
GUUCCCAGUAAAUUCCCACAAUCGCUUUUCUCCUCCAGACUGGUGGUGCUAGAGAAACGAAACGGAAGUGGAGAUUCAGCCGAUCAACUACAAAAACCCCCAGUAAGAACGCAGUUCUCAUUAUUAUCUAUUGAGAAGACUAAAUCACCACCACCACCACCACCUAUCAGGUGCUAAUCAUGGAGGAUUUACACAUUGGCAGAGAAAUUGUGGAGGUCGGUUCUGAUGAAAUUGUUGAGGUCGGUUCUGAUGAGGAGGGUUCUGGCAGCAAGCACUUGGAAGAAUCUACAGAGACUCAGGAUGGAAGGAAUAUGGCUGACGAGGAGGAGGGGAUGAUUAUUGAUACUCCACAAAUGGAGAUGACUCCAGUGAUUGAUGAUGAUUCUGCACCAAUACAGACAGUGACUCCUCCACUGUUCCAUAAUCCACAUUUAGAUGAUGGUCUACAACUAGAGGUGUCAACUCCAGUCACUGAAAUUGUACCUGAACCAGAACCCCAACAACCAGAGAUUGAUUUGACAUCUUUUUUUGUCACGGAUCAGGUGUUUGAAUCGCGUGAGGCAAUAAUACAGUGGUGUCAAGAGGUUGGAAAGAAGCAUAACUCGGUACUGGUCAUUACAAAGUCGAUGAAAACACUAACAGGAAAGGGGUCAAAACUUGAACUUGGAUGUGAGAGAGGUGGUUGGUACAAGGAUCAUCAGAGGAAGAGUUUACAGCUUAAAACUCCCGUGGCAAAGAAAAGAAAAAGCAGUACUAGGAAAUGUGGUUGUCCUUUUAAAUUGAGAUGUUCAUGGGUUGAAGGAAAUAGGUGGACUCUUCAUGUAAGGUGUGGAAGUCAUAAUCACGAGUUAUCAGCAACACUUACUGGACAUGCAUAUGUUGGUAGGUUGAAAGAGGAGGAGAAGCAGUUAGUAAUUCAUUUGACAGCAACUGGUGUUCAACCACAACAAGUACUUACAGCACUUAAAGAGAAGAGCAAGGACAACUAUUCUACUUUGAGAACGAUAUACAAUGUAAAGGCCAAACUAAGGAAGAGUCAGGUUGAAGGUAAGCCGGCAAUGCAACAGUUGAUGGAGUUACUGACUCAAUACCAUUAUGUAGAAAAGCAUAGGAGUAAUGAAGAAACAGGUGAGGUGAGAGAUGUAUUUUGGGCUCAUCCAGAAUCGACGCUACUGGCCAAAUGUUUUCCUUCGGUUUUAAUGGUUGAUUCUACAUGCAAAAUUAAUAGAUUUAAGAAACCGCUUGUUCAUGUUGUCGGAGUUACUUCAACGGGGAAAUACUUCACAGUUGCAUUUGCCUUUAUGGAGGCAGAGACAGAAGAGCAUUAUAUUUGGUUGUUCACGCAGCUGAAGUGGAUAUAUAUGCUAAAUACGUUGCCGUCCUUAUUUGUCACGGAUACAGAGACUGCAUUGAUAAAUGCAAUUGAUAUUGUGUUUCCGAAAGCAAGUAGAAUUCUUUGCACGUGGCACAUAAAUCAGCAGGUGCAAGGCUACUGUGAGAUGGCUUUUGAAGAUGAUGAAGAGUGGAAACAGUUUAACAGUGAUUGGAAUCGUGUUUGGCAAGCUCAGACAAAGGAUGAAUACGGCGAUGCUUAUGCUGAUCUAUCAACAAAUUGGGCAUUGAGCAACCCUGCAUGCGUUAAAUUCUUGUGUGAUACUUGGUUGAUACAGAAAGAAAAAUUUGUUUUGGCAUGGACAAAUAAGAUCAAGCACUUCGGCAACACUACGACAAAGGCUGAAGGUGAGCAUGAAAAACUUAGGAAAUAUCUCGGUACUGCUGUAGACAGUUAUACUACUUGUUGGAAAGCAAUGCACACCAUGAUAAAAGAUGAAAUUGCUCAAAUCAAGUCCUCUUUCGAGCAAAGCCUGACCACUUUGAAACAUGAACAUUUGUCACCUGCUUUCGAGGAGUUGAGGAACCAUGUAUCUCACAAGGCUUUGGAGCUUUUAUUAUUGGAAAUUAGUCAUUCUGAAAAUAUUGACAAGGAAGAGCCUUCUUGUAGUUGUUCCCUCCGCACUACACAUGGACUUCCUUGUGCACAUGAGUUACUGAAAUAUGCUCCUGAGGGUAAGGCUAUUCCUCUAUCUGACAUUGACUCACAUUGGAAGCAACUUUCAAUAGUUCCAAUACAAGAGCUACACAGUGGAUUGGAUGUGCUACCGGAAUAUAAACUGUUAAGGCAUAAAUGGAUGGAAGCAGCGGAACCUGAACGUUUGUUGCUGUUAGAAAAGAUAAAGGAGCUUGCGACAUCCAAGACCAGAAUCUAAGUAUCUCAGGGAUGAGUGAUGAAGUUUUGAGUAUGAAAUGCUUGAGUGUAACAAUGUGCUCUUGAAAUUAGGCUUUUGUUAUUGAUUUCUUCCAGUUGCUUCAUCUAUUAGCUUUGACCUUAAUAUAGUUCAAUUUAUAAAAUUAUUCCGUAUCCUAUUCAA